GUUCAUUUUCUUCACGAAAGAAAGGGUCAUAAUUCUUUCCUUCAUCUAUAAUCAAAUCCUCUUCAAACUGUAGGAUCCGGUUUUCAGACUAAAAAAGAUGGCGAUUUCGGCAGUAUCUCCAGUAGAUAUGCUUAGUGAAAGAGCAGCGAAGAUGAGGGAGGCGCUUCAGAAGAGUCAAUCCAUUACCGAUACCAUGGUCUCCGUACUUGGUUCCUUCGACCAUCGUCUUUCUGCCCUUGAAACCGCCAUGCGCCCUACUCAGAUUAGAACACACGCUAUCAGGAGAGCUCAUGAGAAUAUUGAUAAGACAUUGAAGGCAUCAGAAGUUAUAUUGUCUCAAUUUGAUAUUUCUCGUCAGGCUGAGACUAAGAUACUUAGAGGUCCACAUGAAGACUUGGAAAGCUACCUUGAAGCGAUCCAGCAACUAAAGAGCAAUAUUAGCUUCUUCAGCAACAACAAAAGUUUUAAGAGCAGCGAUGGUGUAAUUAAUCAUUCAAAUAAUUUACUUGCUAAAGCUCUAUCAAAGCUAGAACAGGAAUUUGAGCAAAUCAUGUCAUCUUAUAGCAAACCUGUGGAGCCUGAACGCCUUUUUGAGUGCCUUCCAAGUUCAUUAAGACCAUCAUCUGAGUCACCGGAUAAUGAAGGAAAUUCAGGUGGCAAACAUCAUCCUGGUCAUGAGCAGCAUCACAACGCUGAAUUAGAGGAUGCAGUUUACACUCCGCCUGUUCUCAUUCCACCAAGAAUUUUGCCGCUACUGCACAACUUAGCCCAACAAAUGGCUCAAGCUGGUCACCAGCAACAAUUGGUUAAAAUAUACAGAGAUACUCGUUCUCCAGUUUUGGAAGAAAGUCUUCGCAAAUUGAGAGUGGAAAACCUGAGCAAGGAGGAUGUUCAGAAAAUGCAAUGGGAAGUUCUAGAGGCUAAGAUUGGGAACUGGAUUCAUUUCAUGCGAAUAGCCGUCAAACUAUUGUUUGCUGGGGAACGUAGAGUAUGUGAUCAGAUACUUGAGGGCAUUGGUUCCCUCAAUGACCAGUGUUUUGCUCAAGUCACUUCUAGUAGUGUUUCUGUGCUGCUUAGUUUUGGAGAAGCCAUUGCCAAAAGCAAGAGGUCACCAGAAAAGUUAUUUGUGCUUUUAGACAUGUAUGAAAUCAUGCGGGAACUUCAUUCAGAGAUUGAAGCACUUUUCAAGGGGAAGUAUUGUGUGGAAAUUAGAGAAUCUGCAGUGGGCUUAGCAAAGCGGCUUGCCCAGACUGCAAAAGAAACUUUUGGUGAUUUUGUGGAAGCAGUUGAAAAAGAUGCUACCAAGACUACAGUUGCAGAUGGAACUGUUCAUCCUCUGACAAGCUAUGUUAUUAAUUAUGUCAAGUUCUUGUUUGAUUACCAAACAACCUUGAAACAACUUUUCAAAGAAUUAGAAAAUGGAGAAUCAGAUUCGCAGUUUGCAGCUGUAACAAUGCGAAUAAUGCAGGCUCUCCAGACUAACCUAGACAUGAAAUCAAAGCAAUACAGGGAUCCCGCUUUAACUAACUUGUUCCUCAUGAACAAUAUUCACUAUAUGGUCAGAUCUGUACGCAAGUCUGAAGCCAAGGAUCUGCUAGGCGAUGAUUGGGUCCAAAGACACAGGAGGAUUGUCCAACAGCAUGCCAAUCAGUACAAGAGGAUUGCUUGGACGAAGAUUCUGCAGUCUCUCUCAAUACAAGUCAUGGGCUCAUCUGGUGGCGGUGGAAGUUCCAUGGGUGGUGCUGAUGGAGGAAAUAAUAGUAGUGGGGUUUCCCGAACAAUAGUGAAGGAUCGGUUGAAGUCAUUUAAUAUCCAGUUCGAGGAUCUUCAUAAAAUACAUUCACAGUGGACCGUUCCAGACUCUGAGUUGCGUGAAUCCUUAAGACUAGCAGUCGCUGAAGUCCUGUUGCCAGCAUAUAGAGCUUUCAUCAAACGUUUUGGGCCAUUGGUUGAGAAUGGGAAGAACCCGCAAAAGUACAUCAGGUACAAUGUGGAGGAUCUUGAUCACAUGCUGGGAGAGUUCUUCGAGGGGAAGAGUAUGAAUGAACAACCUAGACGAUAGAUAGAGCUCGGUUUUGCAUCUGUCUAUUCUGUUUGUGUGGUUUUUGAGUAUGGCAUUUUCUUCUUCUUAUUCUUCUCCCUUUAGUGACAGAUCUGUUUGUCCAUUUUCCUGUUGUAGUUGUAGAUAUCAACUCCCUUUAAUAGUAUUUCUUUUUUAUUUAGGAAAAUUUCAUCUGUAUAAAAAAGAAGUUAUCUAGGUUAAUUUGGAAUGAUAAUGUUGUGUUUGUAGUUGUU
Messenger RNA from Impatiens glandulifera, 2295 nucleotides. RefSeq names its product exocyst complex component EXO70A1-like. Gene Ontology annotation, molecular function: phosphatidylinositol-4,5-bisphosphate binding. Gene Ontology annotation, cellular component: exocyst. The record is from RefSeq and is a predicted model, not a curated record. NCBI's taxonomy places the organism in Eukaryota, Viridiplantae, Streptophyta, Magnoliopsida, Ericales, Balsaminaceae. The coding region runs from base 98 to 2062 and encodes 654 amino acids. Gene Ontology annotation, biological process: exocytosis. The transcript has 12 exons.